Molecule: messenger RNA, 591 nt
Organism: Penicillium maclennaniae
Lineage: Eukaryota; Fungi; Ascomycota; Eurotiomycetes; Eurotiales; Aspergillaceae
Exons: 1
Coding region: 1-591 (196 amino acids)
Molecular function (GO): acyltransferase activity, transferring groups other than amino-acyl groups
Source: RefSeq, a predicted model, not a curated record
AUGGCCUCUUCCCCGCCCACCGCCCCAUUGACCCCACGAACAUGGACGAGAGACAAAAGCCCAUACUUCAUCUCAAACGACCCGAGGUUGAUCUCAGUCAAAGCAGUCAAUGAGGCGUUUGGCAAAGAUUUCCUUUAUUGGACCAAGCCAUUUCCUGAAGAUGUUCUACACCAAAUGCUUCAUGGCUCUAUGAGCUUUGGAGUGUAUAAGCGGCUUCAUCCAGAGCAAUCCGAGACAGAACCUCAGACUCUGACCACGGAAAAUACAGAGCAGAUCGGUCUUGCGCGGAUGAUUACAGAUGGGAUCUCCUUUGGUUAUCUCUCGGACACUUAUGUUCUCCCCCAGUAUCAGGGAGACGGACUGGGAAGGUGGCUUAUCGAGUGUGUUGCAGAAGUCUUUUCACUGGAAAGCAUGCCUUAUCUACGCCGAAUCAUGCUACUCACAAGUGGGCAGCGACUCGAAGAGUUCUACGGUCAGACAUUGGGAGUAAAGGUGAUCGGGCACGAGCCACGACCAGAUAUUGGGAAAGAUCUGGUUUUUAUGAAUGCGAAACCCAUUGCGGAAAACACUGCUCAGCCAGCAUCUGAUUGA